AUGUUGAGAGUCCGGAAAAGGGGCUACGUUGGGAUUUGGUCAUUCUUCUUAAUAAUAGCAAUGGUGUGUGCACAGAGUGUCAAUGACCCUAGCAAUAUGUCGCUGGUAAAAGAGACCGUGGAUAGACUGCUGAAAGGCUAUGACAUUCGCCUGAGGCCAGAUUUUGGAGGUCCCCCAGUGGCUGUUGGCAUGAACAUAGACAUUGCCAGCAUAGACAUGGUAUCAGAAGUCAAUAUGGACUAUACUUUGACAAUGUACUUUCAGCAAGCGUGGAGGGAUAAGAGGCUGUCGUAUAAUGUAAUACCUUUAAAUCUUACACUGGACAAUAGAGUAGCUGAUCAGCUUUGGGUUCCAGAUACCUACUUCUUGAAUGACAAGAAAUCAUUUGUACACGGGGUCACUGUGAAGAACAGAAUGAUUCGUUUGCAUCCAGAUGGAACAGUCCUCUAUGGUCUCAGAAUUACAACAACAGCUGCUUGUAUGAUGGAUCUACGAAGAUACCCGCUGGAUGAACAAAACUGCACACUGGAGAUUGAGAGCUAUGGCUAUUAGACAUCUGAUUGUUCCAUUGGAACAUAUUGGAAAGGCAUGCCUCACUAAAUCACAGGAAUAGAGGUUGUGGAAUCCCCAUCAAUGGAAGUUUUAAAAUACAACCUUCUAAGUAGAAACAUCUUGUUAGUAACCAGUGCCUACCCAAGGCUGUCUCUCAGCUUUAAACUUAAGAGAAACAUUGGCUACUUCAUUCUGCAGACCUACAUGCCUUCCAUUCUGAUCACUAUCCUCUCCUGGGUUUCAUUCUGGAUUAAUUAUGAUGCUUCAGCUGCAAGAGUUGCAUUAGGAAUCACAACUGUGCUCACUAUGACAACCAUCAAUACCCAUCUUCGAGAGACUCUUCCCAAAAUUCCCUAUGUGAAAGCCAUUGACAUGUAUCUGAUGGGAUGCUUUGUCUUCGUUUUUAUGGCCCUGCUGGAAUAUGCAUUGGUCAACUACAUCUUCUUUGGCAGGGGACCCCAACGUCAAAAGAAAGCGGCAGAAAAAGCUGCCAGUGCCAACAAUGAGAAGUUGCGAAUGGACGUCAAUAAGAUGGAUCCACAUGAAAACAUUUUGUUGAGCACACUUGAAAUUAAAAAUGAGAUGGCCGCCUCCGAGGCUGUUAUGGGGCUUGGGGACCCUAGAAGCACUAUGCUGGCCUACGAUACUUCAAGCAUCCAGUACCGGAAAGCUGGCUUGCCCAGACACAGCUUUGGUCGCAAUGCCCUGGAGCGACAUGUGGCACAAAAGAAAAGUAGGCUACGGAGACGUGCCUCUCAACUGAAAAUUAACAUCCCUGACUUGACUGAUGUAAAUGCCAUAGAUCGAUGGUCACGCAUAUUCUUCCCUGUUGUUUUUUCCUUCUUCAAUAUUGUCUAUUGGCUUUACUAUGUGAACUAA
Molecule: messenger RNA, 1431 nt
Organism: Terrapene triunguis (Three-toed box turtle)
Lineage: Eukaryota; Metazoa; Chordata; Testudines; Emydidae
Gene: GABRB2
Product: gamma-aminobutyric acid type A receptor beta2 subunit
Exons: 14
Biological process (GO): signal transduction; monoatomic ion transmembrane transport; regulation of membrane potential
Cellular component (GO): membrane; GABA-A receptor complex; neuron projection
Molecular function (GO): neurotransmitter receptor activity; GABA-A receptor activity; extracellular ligand-gated monoatomic ion channel activity
Source: RefSeq, a predicted model, not a curated record